GAAGAGUAAAGCGGGAUGGACAACUCUGAACAAGAUUCCACAGUCCAAAACAAGAGCGCAGUUGGCACAGACUCGGAUCACAAUGAAGAUUCUGUGGAGUCGACACCAACGCGCAAAAACACGGACCGAAGGAGUUUGGUGACCACAACUAGGAAUGAUUCUACAAAGGGAUCUGAACAUCCCAGUGUCAAGUACAUUCGGCGCAAAGAAUCUGGUCAGAGUCCUUUCGUUCGAAGUAGAAAGAGUCUGAGGGACUCUAACCCUAACCAGAGUCCAGGAAGUGAUUCCAGGCAUCCGAGUUUCAGACGCAUGCGCAGUUCCAGUCUUAGUUACCCUCAUCAUGAUUCUGCGGUGUCUGCAUUUAUCGAAGAGCUUAAGUUACCCCCUACUCUAAAAGCAGAAGAAGUUCCAUGGUGGACGUCGUGGAGGGUACGCUUUUCUGGCCUCUGCUUCAUAGGUUUCUUUUUCCUUUACGCACAAAGAGUCAACCUCAGCAUUGCUAUCGUCUGUAUGAUAAAGUCGGAACUCGCGGCAGCCAACAUGAUAUAUCAAUCAAACAUUACGAAUAUGUCAAUCUACGGUAUACUUACUGAUAACGUCACCCAGAGCAGUGUGAUAGAAGGUCCAAGCAGUGUGGCCAAAACAUGUCCAGUACCUCCUGCUUCUAAGACAUUGAAAGGUGAGUUUACCUGGGACAAAGCUCUUCAAGGUGGCAUUCUAGGAGCUUUCUUUUGGGGAUACACAGUAAUGCAGAUUCCCUCGGGUGUUCUUUCGGAACGCUUUGGAUCUCGCCGUAUUAUAUUUGCAGGGAUGACUUUAGUUUCUGUGUUGACUCUCCUGACCCCUGUCCUUGCUCGAGGAAGCCCUUACUUGCUUAUAAUAACACGUGCCCUCAUUGGAAUAGGUGAAGCUACAAUGUAUCCGGGCGCACAAGUAUUUUGGGCAAAAUGGUCGCCCCCACAUGAACGAAGUAGGCUUGUAGCAUUUGCAUUUGGAGGGACCCAGCUGGGAAACGCUUUGGCUUUUCCAAUAUCAAGUCUGCUUUGUGAAUAUGGUGGCUGGCCAUCAAUUUUCUAUUUUCUAGGAUCCUGCUCGUUGGUUUGGUCGUUAUUGUGGGGAUUCCUUGCUAGGGACAGCCCAGGGGAGAUGCCAAAUAUAACUGACAUCGAGAAAAAAUAUAUCGAACACUCGCUUGGAAAAGACAACAAUACAGAGCAUGCUGAUUUAAGAAAAAAGGGUAAACCCUGGAAAUCCAUUUUGACGUCACUGCCAGUCUGGGCUAUUCUUGUGACCAAUGCAGCAGGAAACUAUGGUGCUUACAUGCUGUUGACUCAAAUGCCUACAUACCUAAAAGAAGUUCUCAAGUUCGAUAUCAAAUCUAACGGAAUUUAUUCUAUGAUACCGUAUCUGGCAUUCUGGGUAACGAUCAUUGUGGCCGGAAUAUUUGCAGACACGCUCAUUUCAAAGGAUAUUCUUAGUAUUAAAUGGACAAGAAAACUUUUUUGUGCCAUAGGUCAGUUUGUCCCUGCAGCUUUUCUGAUUGCUUUGGGUUAUAUGACGUGUUUCCAACAAGAGGCUGCUAUUGCCCUCCUAACGCUGUCUCUGGCAUUUUGUGGAUUCCAAUUUCCGUCCGUUUUCGUCAACCAUGGCGACAUCGCCCCUAAUUAUGCGGGUACUAUUUUUGGGAUCACCAACACUGGAGCUAGUAUCCCGGGGAUAAUCGCCCCAUACGUGGUAGCAUCUAUAACAGUCAAUAAAACACAGCAAGAGUGGCUUGUAGCUUUCUACAUUGCCGCUGUUAUCUACUGUUUGGGGGCCAUUUUCUUUCUGAUUUUCUCGGAUGGAGAAGUUCAGGAAUGGGCCAAAGAUGAAGAGGAAAUAGAAAUGAUUGAAGAAAAAGUUGAGGAACCAUUACAGGAAGUAGAAGAAGUCCCAGAAGAUGACGAUGUCUUUCAGAAUUCCACUAAGUAAUAUACAAAUUUGUAUCUCUCGUCCUUUACUGAUUCAGAAUUACGUGAAAAUCAGAGUUGUUUUCGUCAAAAACAAUUCUUACGUAAAUGACACUACAGCCGCCUUGCUUGAUCGUGCAUAUCAUGAUCAGUUACCUAUAAUGGUUCAUUUACACUAUAAGGAAGACUGCUGACUAUUGAAAUACUGGAUGAGAUAAUCACUCUAUAUGUAUUUCUUUUGAGAUUUUACUCAAAAUUGAACCGCAAAGGGUUUGUUACAAAGAAAUCUUGAAUAUGAUUCGAAGUACUCGUGAUGAACUCGUUUGUUACGUAUUUCAGUUCAUACUUCGAUGCGGAGGAAUUUAAUACUAUUAAUAGGAGCGCUAGCUAGAUAAUUCUGUAGACAUACAAGGAAACAGUAAGCAAUAUGUGCAUGUAUGCAAUAUGUGCAAUGACGACAUCACAAUCAUAUUCAAAUACAAAAUGCUAAAUUUACCCAGUGACAUGUUCGAAACAGUUAUAUUGUUUCAACGUCUGUCGUGAACAUUUUGCUUUCAUGUACUCUUUUUGUUGUUAGGACUUAUCCAUACAUAUACGUCACAGGGAUUUAUCAGCCUAUUUUGGGAAACGCCAUUUUUGAGGAAUUGGGAAAAAAUUAUCGGCUUCUUGAUGAAAUUGGAAAAAAUUAAAAUUGUUCCUUAGAUCAUUUAUUCAGGUGUAAUUCAUUUAACAUUUCAGCAUGAACUCUAAUUUGGGCAACCAAACAGACAAUUAAAUAUGAUCCAACUUCAUAUUAUCAAUUAUGAUCAAUUAUGAAUAAUAGACUAAUAAAAGUAAAAUUGACUUCAAUGAGUAUAAAGUGUUUGUUCAACUUAGGGUAGUACAUAUGUGUAUGAGAUUCCAAUUUAAGUCAUUAUAGAAUCUGUUUCUGGAGAUUAUAUAUAAACCUCCUGCAAAAAUACUAAGUACACAUUUUCUCUCAAAGUCCUUUUUUAAUAUGUAUUAAUGCAUUGAAAAUAUAUUUUUCUAUUUGAAAUAAUGCCUACAGUCCUUACUAUUCACUCGUAGAUUAAAUGAGUAGGUAGAAAUAACUUAAUAAAUCUAUAUAAUUACACAAUAUCACCAUUGUCAGAAAAAUGGAGGAAAUUCGUUUAAAAGUUGGCGAUGUUUUUACAGUGUUUUUUAACACGUGUUAUGACUGUAGCUUUGCUAACUGAGUUAAAUAGAUGAAAAUUACAGACACUCUGACAAUUUUACUUUGUGUUUUUCCAAGAUAAUUAGAUAUAAAUGCAUUGUUCACCAAUUGGGAAAAAAUACUGCCAAAUUGGGAAAAACUGAACUCAUUUUGGGAAUGGGGCCGAAUUCCGGCCCCUGAGAAGGUACUGAUAAAUCCCUGCGUCAUCACCGUAGUGUCAAACUGCCUCCAGGCACGAUAGAAAAAAUUGUGUUAUAUUGUCAAAGACAUCACACGUUAUCCAAUUGUUGUAUAUGUUGUAAACAGUAUAUCUUUAUCAAAUUUAUUGAUCAACAGGUACCGUGGUUUUUGUCAAAUUUGGCAUAUAUCAGAGGAAAGAGAUUGUAUUUUUUUAAUGAUCUUUUAUGACAGCCACUUGAAUACGCCUUUAUUAAGAUACUAAUCUUCCCUUAAAAAGCAAUAAUAAUCAUUAAACAAAUUUUCAUUGUACAAUUUAUGUCCUCUAAUUCAAUGAAAAAAAAUUCGAUGGAUCAUUUGUAACGGGAUGAUAAAUUGUAGAAUACCAGUUUGAAAAAAAAAUAUAUUUAGAGCACAGAACCUGUUUAAAAUUUUGAAAUGUUUCCGCUCUCAAACUUAACUAUACGUGCUUCGAUGAAGCGUUAAAAUUUUCAUCUUGCAAAAACAAUGAUAUCGUUAGCUCAUAACUUUGUAUAAUUUUAGCGAUAAGCAAUCAUAAAAAAUCGUGGGUGCUUUUGUUAUUACAUGUUUGUUAAUUCUUUAGAGAAAAAUGUCGUCUGCUUUUGUUAUCAAUCAACUUUUGUGCCGAAAGUUAUCCUUAAAAGUAAAAUUCUAUUUGUUUA
This is a messenger RNA of Saccostrea echinata, 4004 nucleotides long. Its product is annotated as sialin-like. The transcript has 10 exons. The record is from RefSeq and is a predicted model, not a curated record. Gene Ontology annotation, molecular function: transmembrane transporter activity. Bases 16 to 1971 code for a protein of 651 amino acids. Gene Ontology annotation, biological process: monoatomic anion transport; transmembrane transport. NCBI's taxonomy places the organism in Eukaryota, Metazoa, Mollusca, Bivalvia, Ostreida, Ostreidae.